Molecule: messenger RNA, 3061 nt
Organism: Corvus hawaiiensis (hawaiian crow)
Lineage: Eukaryota; Metazoa; Chordata; Aves; Passeriformes; Corvidae
Gene: WNT3
Product: Wnt family member 3
Exons: 4
Coding region: 130-1197 (355 amino acids)
Biological process (GO): canonical Wnt signaling pathway; cell fate commitment; neuron differentiation
Cellular component (GO): extracellular region
Molecular function (GO): cytokine activity; frizzled binding
Source: RefSeq, a predicted model, not a curated record
UUGCCCCCCCCCUCCUUUUUUUUUUUUUUUUUUUUUUUUUUUCCUGGGAGGAGGGGGAUUCUUCAUUUUGGCACUUCAUGUUUUUCUGAAAACUUCGCAGCGAUUUUCCCCUUGCACCAGCCUGGACUAAUGGAUUACCACCUGCUUGGACUAAUUCUGUCUUUUCUCUUCAAUGGCACAAAGGUCUUAGCCGGUUACCCAAUUUGGUGGUCCCUCGCCCUGGGUCAGCAGUACAGCUCCCUGGGGUCCCAGCCCAUCCUCUGCGGCUCCAUCCCCGGUCUCGUCCCGAAGCAGCUCCGCUUCUGCCGCAACUACAUCGAGAUCAUGCCCAGCGUGGCCGAGGGGGUGAAGUUGGGCAUCCAGGAGUGCCAGCACCAGUUCCGGGGCCGCCGCUGGAACUGCACCACCAUCGACGACAGCCUGGCCAUCUUCGGGCCCGUCCUGGACAAAGCCACACGAGAAUCCGCCUUCGUCCACGCCAUCGCCUCGGCCGGGGUGGCCUUCGCUGUCACCCGCUCCUGCGCCGAGGGCACCUCCACCAUCUGUGGCUGUGACUCCCACCACAAGGGACCCCCGGGGGACGGCUGGAAAUGGGGGGGGUGCAGCGAGGACGCCGACUUCGGGGUUCUGGUGUCCCGGGAAUUCGCAGACGCGCGGGAGAACCGGCCGGACGCGCGCUCGGCCAUGAACAGGCACAACAACGAGGCCGGCCGGACGACCAUCCUGGAUCACAUGCACCUCAAGUGCAAGUGCCACGGGCUCUCGGGGAGCUGCGAGGUCAAGACCUGCUGGUGGGCCCAGCCCGAUUUCCGGGCCAUCGGGGACUACCUGAAGGAUAAAUACGACAGCGCCUCGGAGAUGGUGGUGGAAAAGCACCGGGAGUCCCGGGGCUGGGUAGAAACUCUCAGGGCCAAGUACGCGCUUUUCAAGCCGCCCACAGAGCGGGACCUGGUCUACUACGAGAACUCCCCCAAUUUCUGUGAGCCCAACCCGGAGACGGGCUCCUUUGGGACGAGGGACAGAACGUGCAACGUCACCUCCCACGGCAUCGACGGCUGCGACCUCCUGUGCUGCGGGCGAGGCCACAACACCCGGACUGAGAAACGCAAGGAGAAGUGUCACUGCAUCUUCCACUGGUGCUGCUACGUCAGCUGCCAGGAGUGCACGCGGGUCUACGACGUCCACACCUGCAAGUAAGCACAGGUGGGUCUGCACUGGUGGAGGUGGCUCCAGAGCAGGGCCCAGGAGUCCAGCAGCCCCGUGGUCAGCCCCACACGCGGCCUCACAGUGCAGAGGACGGCACAAAACUCCUGAUGGCCCCGGCCAGGGCACGCAGCCACAUCCAGGGCACGGGGAAGGCUCUGGGCACCUCACCCACGCAAGGUGUGACUGCUGAUUCCUCGGGCAGGGGCAGGACAGGGAGAGCAGGGACAGGACAGGGAGAGCAGGGACAGGACAGGCUGCCCAGGUGACAGCAGAGACCAGGGACAGCAAAGUCCCAGCGAGGCACAGCCACACGAGGCAGAGCCGCUGCCACAGCAGCCCCCCGAGCUCCCAGCUCUGUCCUGCACCACAGGUCCAGCCCCUGCAGGCACCAGCACAGAGGGUCAGGUGGAAAUGGAUUUUUCAGAGUGAAAGCUGGGCAAACACGGGCUCCCCCAGCUGCUGCUGUCCUGCUCUCAGCAGAUGUGGUGGGGAGAGGAAAGGAGCCCCCACGCCAGCCCAGCUCCCUCCUUCCUGCUCCGAGGUGAUGCUGGAGAACCAAACCUGCCUGGGCACACGAACAGAGCCCACGGGUGGGCUCUCCUUCCCCCUCCCUCUCUGCUCCCCACAGCCCCACAUCUCCUAUAAUGCCCUGAGGAGGACGUCAGGAAGCCAGAGCCCAGAGCUGACUCUCUGGCCCUGGCCCAGGACAAGAGCAGGGCACAGGGCACUGCUGCCACCUCUUACAGGGGACACAGCAUCGCCCCAGCCACCUCCUCACUGUGCAGCUGCCCAGGAGAGGAUUUGAAGGAUCAGGGCAGUACCUAUUGACUAAGCAUUCCCUAACAGGACUUUACACCCCAGAGGGAGCUCAGGGAUCUCUCUGGGGCUGGGUUACCUGCCAAGUGAGCUGCUGCACCAGCUCUGAAUGUCAGAGAUUCCAGGGAGAGAGGAAAUCUAUGUCCCAGCCUCCCUCCCACCAGACAGUUGUGGUCCCACAGCACAACCCCAGGCAGGCCCUUCCCCUCCCAUGGGGUUUACUGAGCUGGCAGCAAUCAUUCAGGAAGUCCCCCCAAGCACAGAGGCUCCAUGCCAUGAGCAGGGAUUUGGGCCCCCCCCCACAUCCCACAGCCCAUCCCAGAGCAGCAGAACCAGUGUUUGUCCCCCACCUGCUCCCCAGGCCUCCCUGAGCACAUCCCUUCUCCCUGGGUUUUACCUUGUCCAGGACUACUGACCCAUGAAAUUAAAAAAUAAAUACUCCCUCUGUCCUGGUGGGCUGCAGGACCAACAGCCCCCUUCAAACACACCCCAGUCAGUGAAUUCCAGGGAACCGUGGCCACUCGGGCUGUGGCUGCUGCUCCACUCACUCCUUUCCCCAGGGAAUGAGCAGCCCCUGGAGCUGCACAGAGCAAUAAAGGGGUGAGACCCCUCGCAGGGAGCACGGGAGGGCCCUCAGUGAGAGCAGAACCCCGGGGCCCUCCCGGGCAGAGCGUCAGGGCGAGCUCCAGACCCUCCUUGCUCCCGAAAAUUGAAAUCCCAGAGAGCUCCAAAAGCCUCCCCCGGCCGGAGCCACGCCGUCCUCUGAUAUGCAUCUAUUUAAAGUAUGUAUUAAACCCCGUGUCUGGAAAGACUCCCAGAACCCGACUUUAAACAAAAUCCCUUCUUUGUUUGUUUGUUUUUUAAUCAAGAAAAGGUAUUUAAUAUUAAAUAGAACAUUUAUUGCCUUGUAAUUAUUUUACUGUAGCCAGGUAUUCUAGCACUGAAUGGGAAGAUCUUUUUCCAUCAAUCUGCUGUAUCCAAAGUUUUGUAUAAAGUUGUAGAGGUCGAUUUUUUUUUAUUUUAUAUUCAGAAAAUUUCU